AUGCACCGCGAUAUCGAGGAGCUCCGCACCCAGUCCCCGCGCCCCGAGACGCCAGAGCCGGGCUCGCGGCAGGGCAGGCGGAACCCGCCUGAAGCAGGGGUGCAAUUGCUCGACGACGACAGCGCCAUAUCUAUAGCGCUAGAGUCCUGCCUGAAGCACGUCUUCGCGAAGUACUGCACGCCGCGGCCGGUCCCCGCGCAACAAAGGGGGGAGCUGCUCGAGCCGCCGGAGGGCGCGUACUUGACGAACGAGGGUCUGGACGCGUGGGCGCGCGACACGAACGGCGCACCGUUCGAUGAGGCGACGAAGGAGGAGAUUCUGGAAUUUAUGGACGUGACCGAGGACGGCGGCUUGACGUUCAAGGGCUUCAUGCAAGUUUACCAGCUACAGACCGAGAACGAUGAAGAAGAGACCUGGAGAGAUCUUGCCGCACACGGAUUUGAUCGAACGCUACGGCUAGUAGCUACAAGACGAGAAGAUUCAGAUAUCGAUCCGCGACUAGCUACGCAAGCCUCGUGA
Molecule: messenger RNA, 519 nt
Organism: Trametes versicolor FP-101664 SS1
Lineage: Eukaryota; Fungi; Basidiomycota; Agaricomycetes; Polyporales; Polyporaceae
Exons: 4
Coding region: 1-519 (172 amino acids)
Source: RefSeq, a predicted model, not a curated record